Molecule: messenger RNA, 2478 nt
Organism: Solanum dulcamara
Lineage: Eukaryota; Viridiplantae; Streptophyta; Magnoliopsida; Solanales; Solanaceae
Product: probable CoA ligase CCL8
Exons: 17
Coding region: 298-2103 (601 amino acids)
Biological process (GO): fatty acid metabolic process
Molecular function (GO): medium-chain fatty acid-CoA ligase activity
Source: RefSeq, a predicted model, not a curated record
CUAAAUGACUUGUUUUCCGUAUUCUAAUUGCUGAACAAUCUAUGUGGUAAUUGAAACGCCGUCAACCUGCGGCUACCAAACCGGAAACCGUCGACACUGACCUCGCCGGUGAGACCAACCCCACAGCCAUAGGCGUAUUUGGAUUGUUGGGUUAUUAAUGAAGACAUCAAAACUUUCAACCAAUCCACAUUUACUUUGUCACACAACAUACAGUUGUGGCAACCAAAGCUGGUGGUUUGCCAUAAAAAAUUGACAUUUCUUCGUUUUUCUUUAUAAAGGAACUCCUCACCUAAUAGUAUGAGCGCAUUGAAAUUUCUCAACUACUUCCUCAGUUCUAAAUUUGCACCUCUUCACUCUUCAUAUAUUCAGUAUCGUUUUUCGUCUCCAAAAUAUCAUAGCUUUAUCUCCUCCCAACUUCGCCUCUUAUCCUCUGCUACAAGUAGCAUAAGCUAUAUGGAGCUGGUCAAGGAAGUUGCCAGCAAGGGACCUGAAUCGCAGAAGAAUAUUGCGAUAAGAGCUGAUGAAAAGAGCUACAGUUACCUGCAGUUGAUAUCAUCUGCGAGGAGGAUUUCAAAUUUGUUAAGCAAACUAGAGCUUAAAACUGACAAAGGCAUCAAAGAAAAUGUACAUCACAAUGGAGCAAGAGUAGGGAUUGUGGCCAAACCUUCUGCUGAGUUUGUUGCUGGAAUACUAGGGACCUGGCUUAGUGGAGGUUGUGCAGUCCCUCUUGCUUUGAGCUACCCUGAGAGUGAACUGCUACAUGUGAUGAAUGACUCGGACGUCUCUAUAAUUUUGAGCACUGAAGACCACCAAGAACUUAUGAAUACAAUUGCAGCAAAAACUGGUGCUCAGUUAUCUCUCAUUCCUUCAAUUCCCGAUGUGCAUUCAUCAACAGAGCAUGACCAGUCAAAAGACAUGGUUUCUGACGGUCAACAGGAUCUGCUAGAAAUCAAUUCCUACGGCGAGAACCCUGCUUUUAUCUUGUACACCAGCGGCACAACAGGGAAACCAAAAGGAGUUGUCCACACACACAAUGGAGUCUUAGCACAGGUCCAAAUGUUAGCUAACGCAUGGGAAUACACGUCCAAGGAUCAAUUUUUGCACAGUCUACCACUCCAUCAUGUGCACGGACUUUUCAAUGCUUUACUUGCCCCUCUUUAUGCAGGUUCCACGGUCGACUUUGUGCCAAAAUUCAGUGUGAGGGGAAUUUGGCAGAGAUGGCGUGAAUCAUAUCCUACAGAUGGGACUAUUAUGGAUAAUGCCAUUACGGUGUUUACUGGAGUUCCAACUAUGUAUGCACGAUUGAUACAAGGUUAUGAAGCAAUGGAUCCAGAACUAAAAACAGCUUCUGCUUCAGCAGCAAGGCACUUGCGUCUUAUGAUGAGUGGCUCCUCUGCACUUCCUCUGCCCGUCAUGCAGCAGUGGGAAACCAUUACUGGACACCGCUUAUUGGAACGUUAUGGCAUGACUGAGUUUGUGAUGGCAAUCUCUAAUCCCAUAAGAGGCAAGUGCAAAGGAGGUACUGUUGGCAAGCCAUUUCCAGGUGUGCAGGCCAAGAUUCUUUUGGAAGAUGAAAGUAGUAAUGACAAAAGUGGAGUUGGAGAGCUGUGCAUUAAGAGUCCAUCAUUGUUCAAAGAAUACUGGAAAUUACCUGAGGUAACCAAGCAGUCAUUUACUGAUGAUGGAUAUUUCAAGACUGGAGAUACUGUUACAGUUGACGAAGACGGAUAUUACAUCAUUUUGGGACGUACAAAUGCUGACAUUAUGAAGGUUGGUGGAUACAAAUUAUCAGCAUUGGAAAUUGAAGCAGUUCUGUUAGAGCAUCAAGCUAUAGCAGAGUGUUGUGUGUUAGGCUUGCCUGACAGAGAUUAUGGCGAAGUGGUAUGUGCAAUAGUUGUGCCUGCGGCUGAAGUAAAAAGAAGACGAGAUGAGGAGCUAAAGCCUGCACUAACCUUGCACGAACUUUCUGAUUGGGGCAAGGAGAAACUUGCCCCAUACAAGAUACCAACUCGUCUGUUUCUGUGGGAAUCUCUGCCUCGAAAUGCUAUGGGGAAGGUAAAUAAGAAAGAGCUGAAAAGGAAGCUGGCUGACGAUCCCAAAUGAGUUUAAAUUGGUCAGAAAGCAAGUACAAGAUGGAGUAUCAGAAAGUAUAAUAAUGUCACUCUAUGCUUAUUAGUCCAGACAGUGAAUAGAGUGGAAGUGCAGAGGAGAUUUUUAUUUACCUUUGAAAGAAGAACAUUCGUAUGUAGUUAGCAUAUUGGAUUUUUAGGAACUUUAAUGAGAAAAGACGACGUUGUGUGCAUUUGAAUUUACAAAACAUGUUAGAGUUGAUACAUGGAUACUGUAUAUCCAAGAUAGGACUCGUGAGCCCUACGAAUUUUACUUGUAAAAUGGAUGGUGUCUUGUGGAUCUGUAUUUCAAAGGAUUUUUUGCUGUUUUACAAGUAAAUUGCAGCAUAUACAGAUAAACUUAUGUAAA